UCCCUCCCUCCCCCCUGCCCCGCCCCCCUCCGCCGCCGCCUCCGCCGCUCGGCGACGGCGUUGGACCUCGCGAAGGGCCACCGGCGGCCCGUCGCCGGCCCGAUCGACGUCGAUCCGGCGUCCCGGGCGCGCCCAAGAUCCGAGGUCUCCAUUUGCUGCCCCCGCUCGGCCGAAGAUCUCGUCGACCCUCGUCUUGUUCUGCUGUGCCGUGGACUACUGAUCUUUCAGCUCGAAGCCCGGGCACGAUGAAGAGACCCUUUGCCGACGCGGCGGCCGAAGUUUUGCCCGAGGACAUCGUCAUCGAGCUGCUCCUGAGGCUGCCCGUCAAGUCGUUGAUGCGGUUCAAAUGCGUCUGCAAGCGGUGGCGGUCUCUGAUAUCCGACCCGGACCUGGCCAAGACCCACCUGCAGAGGCUGAAGGCGGGAGACAUGGUUUCAAGACAGAGGAUCUUCAAGACCAGCCCCAUCGAGACCAUAGACUACCAGGCGUACGACGGCGUCGGCGGCAUUGAUGAUCGCGCGGUGGUAGAGUUUCAUGAGCUGAGGAUGGAGGAUACUGCCUGGGAGCCAUACCUCGUGGGGUCCUGCGAUGGCUUGGUAUGUUUGUUUGUCCCCGGCAGAUUUCUCUUGUAUAAUCCGUCCACCAGGGAGUGCAAGGAUUUGCCCAAUUCCGAUCUUUUUCAACUGGAUGAGGGUUGGGAUUUGCCCGGUUCCGAUCUUUUCGAGCUGGAAGAGCUAUUCGUUGGAUUCGGAUACGACCCUCGAUCCGAUGACUACAAAAUAGUACAGGGCGACGGUGUCGAAAAUUGGCAAGUGGAAAUAUUUUCGCUCAAGUCCGCUUCUUGGAGAAUCAAGCAAGUCCAACCGGAAAACGACCUCCCGGUUACGGAAAGGGGAGUUUAUUGGAAUGGGGCCUUACACUGGUGCGUCAUCGACGAGAGCAGAAGCAGGGGCGAGAGUGUGAUCAUGUCAUUCGAUUUGUCGGAAGAGAAAUUCCAUCAGGUGCUUUCGGUCCCCGAAGUCGAUGGGGAAAUACUUUUCGAGGGACUUGGAACUCACGGGGCCAAUCUGUUCAUAUACCAUGUUUCCAUCAUAAAUGACUGCUUCGAGGCAUGGAUAACAGGUGACAACGCAUCAUGGACAAAAUUUUUCAGUGUUCUGACUGAUGGCAUAUCUCUCUACAAAUAUGUGAAGAUUCCCGCGUGCACAAGGGGCGGAAAAAUCGUUUUUCAGAUUGAUAUGCACCAGAUGACACUGUUCGAUCCGGAGGAUGAUACUUAUGAGGAAUAUCCCAUCCAAAGCGACAACGAUGUCGAAUCUGUUAUCUAUUUGGAAACUCUUGUUUCUCCCUAUCUUGGCUGUGAGCGGUCAAGAAUCGAGAGCCUUUAAGAGUUGUUCCUGUGCAUUUUAGUUUUACCGAUUUGGUUCGAGUUUACUUUCUUGCCAAGAUCUGGCCAUCUUGAGCUAUUGAAUGAUCUUGUGGAUUUUGAAGAAGAAAUAAAGAGCGUCCAUUGUGCUUUCAGUACUCUGUCCUAGGGGUGUGCAUGCUGAGUUGUUUGUGAAUGGAGAGAUUGUUCAAAGGUCACCUGAGAGGCAAAGGGGAGAGUGGAUCCGCAACCUCAGAGAGCUGAGGACAGGCCAAGAUCAUCCAAGGACAGAUCAAGACAUGUUCGGCGCAGAGAAAACAUGGGUUGAUGCGACAAAUCGGUGAACAAUAUGUAUAUAAGUUCAGUUCAGAGUAUGCCAUGAGGGAAUGCAAAUCUUUAUACUUGUUCCUACAAUGCUUAGUUAACUUUAGACUGGUGUAAAUGGAUUUGGUUUUUUUGCUGCUCUUUCAGACUUAAUAUGAACUCCGUUUAUUGUUAGCAUGAUGCAUGUAAGGUCCUGUGCUUGGAUUUCCAUAGCCAAAGGAAAAUCAUAUAAAGCUGUUAUCUUAUACCUA
Syzygium oleosum is the source of this 1941-nucleotide messenger RNA. RefSeq names its product F-box/kelch-repeat protein At3g06240-like. The transcript has 3 exons. Lineage: Eukaryota; Viridiplantae; Streptophyta; Magnoliopsida; Myrtales; Myrtaceae. Bases 246 to 1388 code for a protein of 380 amino acids. Gene Ontology annotation, molecular function: protein binding. The record is from RefSeq and is a predicted model, not a curated record.